AUGGGGCCGGCGGGCACCGCCGCUGCCGCCGGAGGAGGCUACGGCCGGAGGAGGGAGGGAGGGAGGCGGCCCGCACUGCCGAGGCGGAGGAGGGACUUGCCGGACCCUGUCGCUGUCGCUGUCCCCACGCUGGGGUGUGGCUGUCCCUGUCGCUGUCCCCAGGAGCUGGUGGUGCAGAAGGGCUGGCGCCUGCCCGAGUACACGGUGACGCAGGAGUCGGGGCCGGCGCACCGCAAGGAGUUCACCAUGACGUGCCGCGUGGAGAGAUUCGUGGAGAUCGGCAGCGGCACCUCCAAGAAGCUGGCCAAGCGCAACGCGGCCGCCAAGAUGUUGGUGCGGAUCCACAACGUGCCCAUGGAGCCGCGGGAUGGCAGCGAGGCCGAGGGCGAGGAGGACCAGUUCAACAUGACGUGCCCGCGGCUGGAGGGGCUGCGGGGCCGCGCCCCCGGCUGCACCUGGGACUCGCUGCGCAACUCGGCGGGCGAGAAGCUGGGCCAGCUGCGGAGCCGGGGAGCGGCC
Messenger RNA from Parus major (Great Tit), 519 nucleotides. Its product is annotated as RISC-loading complex subunit TARBP2-like. The transcript has 4 exons. The annotation marks the transcript as partial. Lineage: Eukaryota; Metazoa; Chordata; Aves; Passeriformes; Paridae. The record is from RefSeq and is a predicted model, not a curated record.